Molecule: messenger RNA, 1166 nt
Organism: Ceraceosorus bombacis
Lineage: Eukaryota; Fungi; Basidiomycota; Exobasidiomycetes; Ceraceosorales; Ceraceosoraceae
Source: the annotation of a GenBank genome assembly
AUGGCUGCUCGAGCUUCAGCUACUAGCAAUGUGCGCUCUUUGAUCAUCAUGAAGGACAACACCGCCAAAGUGCUUUACAACACAGCGGAUGACUAUGGACUUCACAGUCUGGGUUGCGGCCAGGGACCAGCGCUUUACCAGUAAAUGCGAACUUUAGUAGACUAUCCCUUUGUGAACGUCUACAAUGCUGUAGAGCAUCACUGCAAGGUGCCAGCAUUUGCUCAACAACAUGUGGUGGAUUUCAUUCCAUGGAGUUGUCACAAGUAUCUCUGUUAGACGCGUUGACAAAUACACACCGCGCGGCCCCACGUGACCGACGCGAGCGCCGCGGUACCCGAACCCCUUUUCGCACGCCCGAACCCAUCUUCACACACCCACAGCGCCCCCCUUUUCCUUCCCCUCUUCCUGGUCGCAAUUAUUGUCUUUACUCAGCUAUCCUAGGAUUCGCCCCGCUUCUGUGCCAUAGUCACCGAAGCAUCCGAACCUUCUAGCAAUAGUAUAGCAUACUUGCCUGAUCACCCAAAGUACCUGAGCCUCUUGAACCCCGUUCCCGGGCUUCCCGAGGCCUCACCCGAAGUUCCCGGACUACACGAGCGUAGCCCCGACCAACCCGACCAGUGCCGUUGUCGGUCGUGACAAUCUCCUCUUUUAUUUCGUUGUGUGCUUGCGCAUUGUUUUGCAUGGGGUGAGUGUGGGUGUGAGAAAUGCGUUGUUGCAACGCUGGCUGACAAGAUGCCUUUGCUAUCAGACUGGAGCAACAAGCAAUGGUGAUUAGACUUACAUCUCAUCAAGUCAAGUUCUUGCUGCUUGACCGUGCAAAUCAGAUCCACCACAAUAUUGCAGCGGUCACCAGAGCAGACAUCUUGACGAGAGUUCUCUUGGGCAAGCUGCCAAUCACAGCCUUGACAAUGCUUGCAGACAAAGGGCACGCCAUCAACAUGAGAUACUGGCGCCAGCUCAAGUGGCUGAAGCCCAGCAAGUGGAUUGACAGCUGCGGCAGCGUCCACAACUUCAUGCUGCAGGUCAGUGGUACCAGCAAUGGCCGCAGGGGUAGCUUGGCUACCUUUUUCUUUGUGGUUGUACUGGAUGAAGGAGCUCUGAAGUACUGCCUGCUAUACAACAAGGACUUUGCUUGCCUGAUCUAUUUAUCAAUGGCAGUCUUUUGA